GAUUAACACUAGAAGUGGUUUGUGUUAAUCACGAUUUAAAAUGAUGUCUUUGAGAGGGUAAAUUGGAUAACCAAGAUUGAGCUUCUUCUGUUUCAAUGUCAAUGUAUCGAGAACCUUAAACAUUGUCAUUUGUUAUUGUAUUGUCAGUAUUUUAGUGCUUCAUCCAAGUGUGUAGCCGAUGCAUAAUAAUGGAGCAGCCACAGUUAAUAACGAAGCCAUGUCGAUACGAGCAAGCCUCGUCCUUGUCUAAGAUAUUUUUCUGGUGGUGUGUUGCUACAUUGAAAAUAGGAUUGAAUCGUGAACCAACCAAAGAUGAUUUGUACAAAUGUCCAGCUUAUGAUGAAGCAUUCAAGGCUACAGUUCAAUUUGAAAGAAACUGGGAUCGAGAAAUUAAAGACGGAAAGUUGAAUAGCAAAAAGCCAAGCUUGUUGAGAGCGAUCGUCAAAACUUAUGGAAUAGAAACAGUUUUAUUCGGAAUGUUACUUACUAUCGAUGAAAUAUUCAACUUUACAUCAAUCUUUCUUCUUGGAUUCAUAGUUCGUUACUUCUCUGACAAUAACUACAGCAAUGUUACUUGGAAUCAAUGCUUGAUCUGUUCAAUUGCUCUGGUAUUUACUCUAUUCUGCUUUGGACUGAUUCGCCAUCAUGUCUUCAUGUUUACUCAAAGACAAGGAAUAAGAGUUAGAACUGCAUUGACAACUGUAGUUUAUAAAAAGAUACUAACAUUGAGCAAAGCAGCAACAACCAAAACUGAUGUUGGAUACAUUCUUAAUAUAGUGACGAAUGAUUUGUCUAGAUUCGAUGAGCUUAUGUUCAGCAUCAACUACAUCAUUUUGGGUCCAUUGAUGGGAGUAGUUGCACUCAUUUACAUGAUAUAUAUUUUGGGACUCGCGAGUCUCGGUUUAGUCAUUGUCUUGAUUCUUCUCAUUCCUUAUCAGGCAAUCACAGCUAAAUAUUCAGACAAGUUUAGAGCUCAAACAGCGAAGUUGACUGAUAAAAGAAUAAAGUUGAUGGAAGAAAUGAUUUCAGCAAUUAGGAUAAUCAAAAUGUUCACUUGGGAAAAGUCAUUUGCAGACUUCAUUUCAGAGGUACGAAGAAAAGAGAUGAUUAAAAUUCGAAAUGCGGCGAUAUUGAAAUUGAUGAACAUUUCUGUUUAUGCAUCAGCAUCGAGGAUAAUGGUUUUCGCAUGUUUAUUAUUCCAUGUCCUUUUGGGUCGACCUUUGACUCCUGAAUUGGCUUUUAUCACACUCUCUCUGUGUAAUGCUUUGAAAGUUCCCGUUACUUUCCACAGCAGUAAUGCAAUGGGACUUCUAUUUGAGACUUUGGUCUCUGUCCGAAGAACUCAGGAACUAUUACUGCUUGAAACUCGUAAAACAAAAGCUCUAACCAGAAGUGAAAAUGAAAGUUUGGCUAAAGGCUUAAUAUUCGUUGACAGAUUCAGUGCUAAGUGGGAAAAGAACUCAAAGAUAACGCCUUUGAAAGACGUUUCAUUCAAAUUAGAGCCUGGAGAAUUAUUGAUCGUCAUAGGAACUGUUGGCUCGGGAAAAACUUGUUUAGUUAUGUCUCUUCUCGAGGAGAUUGCUGUAGUUUCUGGUUCCUGCAAAGUCGUCGGAAGAAAAGCGUAUUCCCCUCAAGAAUCGUGGACAUUUGCUGGAACAAUAAGACAAAAUAUUCUCUUUGGAAGAGAAUAUUCUCAAUCAAAAUAUUCUAAAGUAAUUGAAAGUUGUUCCCUGAAGAAAGAUAUUGAAUCAUUUCCUUAUGGUGAGAACACAUUGGUUGGUGAAAAAGGUUAUACUCUUAGUGGUGGACAAAAGGCUAGAGUUACUCUUGCAAGAGCGGUCUAUGAAGAUGCUGAUGUCUAUAUAUUUGAUGAUCCUUUAAGUGCUGUUGAUCCUGGAGUUGCUGAACACUUAUUUGACAAGUGCAUUAAUGGUUAUUUGAAAGGAAAGACUCGUGUCUUGAUUACACAUCAACUUCAAUUCAUUCGUCGAGCAGAUAAAAUACUAAUCAUGAAUGAAGGUGAAUCAGUGGCCUUUGGAACUUUUGAACAACUAAAUAAUGUUGGAAUCGAUUUUAUAAAGUUUUUAAAAGAAUCGAAUGAUAGCGAAACAGAAAAUCAAGCACAAGAAGAAAUGCUGUCAAUAGACGAAUUGUAUUCUGAUCAAGCAACUAAACAGAAACCAAAGAUUCUCAACCCAUUGAAAGUUACAAAUGAAGUCGAAGUGGCAAAAAUAAUCGAAGAACAAUUAGAAUCUCGAGAAGAAAAAGUAACUCUUGGUUCACUUGGAAGUCGAGUCUAUUUGGAUUACUUCAGAGCUGGUGGAAACUUAAUAUUCAUAACAAUCUUCAUAAUAAUGACUUUCCUCUCACAAGGAAUAAUUAACUUUACUGAUUGGUGGAUAUCGAAGUGGUCCGAUGAUUCACUUGAGUUAUCACAAUCAUACAAUAAAACAACAGCAAACAGUGAUUUCGCAACUUAUUCAAGACCAUUCAUUACGAGAAAUGCAUAUUUUUAUUUUGCUUUGAUGUUCAGUCUUCUGGUAUCAGUAUUCAUUAGAAUCGGAAUGAAUUUUCGUAUUUGCUUGAAAUCUUCCGAAUCUCUACAUAAUACAAUUUUCGCUCGAUUAUUAAAAUCUCGCUUAGCCUUCUUCGAAACUAAUCCUGUUGGCCGCAUUCUGAAUCGAUUCACUCGUGAUAUUGGAAUAAUUGAUGUCACGAUAGCCAACAAUUUAAUCUCAAUGAACUUGGAUCUUUUACACAUUUUCGGUGCGAUAAUAAUCAAUGCAGUUGUUUUACCAGUUAUCAUUGUCGUGAUUCCGGUAAUUUUAAUAGUGGCGUGGUAUGCCAGACGUGUCUAUUUGCAAGUAGCUCGUUAUAUUGUUAGAAUGGAAGCUCAAACAAGAUCUCCCAUCUAUACACAAUUUGCUACAACUUAUGAAGGCUUGACUACGAUUAGAGCCUUUCAAUAUGAAUCUAAAUUCAUUAAGCAACUUUAUCAAUGUAUAAACGAUAAUAAUUCAUGUAAAUUCAUAUAUUUCGGUGUGAGUCGAUUGAUGGGAAUGAUUCUUGAUAUAUCUAUGCUUCCGUUACUAAUAACAAUUUUAGUAUCAGUUCUUUCAUUUCCAUCGAAAUUCGCUGGUGGCGAAGUUGGACUUAUUAUUUCAACCUUUCUCACUAUUUUUCAAGCUCUACAGCAUGGUGUGAGGAUAACAGCCGAAUUCGAUACAAACAUGAUUUCCGUGGAAAGAGUUUUGGAAUAUGGUAGACUCCCAAUGGAGCCUUCAUGGGAUACGAUAAAAGCUGGUUUAUUACCAAAGACUUGGCCUAAUUUAGGUGACAUUGUAUUUAAAGAUGUUUAUCUAACUUAUCCUGGUGCCAUUAAACCCGUUCUUAAGAACUUGAACUUUACUGUUUCGAGUGGCGAGAAAAUUGGAAUUGUUGGUCGAACUGGAGCUGGUAAAAGUUCAUUAAUAUCAGUAUUAUUCAGAUUAACAGAGUUCGAUGGAAGUGUCAUCAUCGAUGGAAUAGAUAUCAAACAACUUGGACUUCAUGAUUUACGAAACAAGAUAUCGAUAAUUCCUCAAGAUCCAAUUCUCUUCACUGGAACAAUUCGAUCCAAUCUCGAUCCUUUAACCGAAUAUUCAGAUGACUUCAUCUGGUCAACCCUAAAGACCGUAAACUUGGCUCGAACCAUCGAGUGCAUGCCUGGUGGACUGGAUGCUAUUGUUACUCAAGGAGGAUCCAAUUUAAGUUUAGGUCAACGACAAUUGCUCUGUUUAAUUCGAGCUUUACUUCAACGAAAUAAAAUUAUGAUUCUUGAUGAAGCAACAUCCAAUAUGGAUCAUCAAACAGACACUUUAAUUCAAGAAACAAUCAGAGCAGAGUUCAAGGAUUGUACUGUUCUUACAGUUGCUCAUAGACUCAAUACGAUUAUUGAUAUGGAUAAGAUUCUCUUGAUUGAUGCUGGACAAGUGCUUGAAUAUGGAGAACCUUAUCUACUCUUGAAACAAGAAACUGGACAUUUCAAGUCAUUGGUUUCAAAAACUGGAACUUCAUAUUCAAAUAUGCUAUACAAGAUAGCUGAGAAAUCAUAUGCCAUAAAACAUCUAACACAAUAAUCCAUAAAGUAUUCUGUAUAAGCUAGAUUUUAUUUAAAUACAAAGUGUUAAAUUCAAUACAAAAAUAACAAAACACAUUGAAAUAAACUAAGAAUUUCAAAUUUCGCUUAAA
Tetranychus urticae (two-spotted spider mite) is the source of this 4230-nucleotide messenger RNA. NCBI's taxonomy places the organism in Eukaryota, Metazoa, Arthropoda, Arachnida, Trombidiformes, Tetranychidae. The record is from RefSeq and is a predicted model, not a curated record.